Molecule: messenger RNA, 1593 nt
Organism: Onychostruthus taczanowskii (white-rumped snowfinch)
Lineage: Eukaryota; Metazoa; Chordata; Aves; Passeriformes; Passeridae
Gene: RPP14
Product: ribonuclease P/MRP subunit p14
Exons: 5
Coding region: 1146-1514 (122 amino acids)
Biological process (GO): tRNA 5'-leader removal
Cellular component (GO): ribonuclease P complex
Source: RefSeq, a predicted model, not a curated record
AAGUUUUGCUGCUAAGUGAUGAAAUUUUACUAAUAUCUUAACAGUAAUACAGACUUGUGUAGGUAGCGUUGGUCCCAGUAAAACUGGCUGCUCUGGUAAGUCUGCCAAAUUAUUGUGGAACUGAUUUACUGAGCACUACACAAACUGGUUCUCAGUUCCCAGGAGAAACACAGUAUUCCUGAAGGUAUCUUGUUAGCCUACACUUAGAGCUCCUGAAUUUUAUGUGGCAAACUGCCUUUUCUUUAACCUAACUAACAAUCUGAAAAUUACUUUGGUACACGUGAAAUUAUAUUUGCUUUUGCUGAAGUUUUGUUUCUGAACAUUUGGCAGUUUAUGUGCCAUUUUUAAGGCAGCCCAGGAGCGGAGCUCAGGUGGAUUGUGGUGCUGAGCUGCUGGAAUCAUGCAGGACCUUUGCACAGACUGGGUGUGUGAAGGUGCAGGCAAGAGCUGUGAGCUGGGCCUUGCCUGGAGCAUGUGGGAUGCACCUUGGGCUGCUCCUGCAGCGUUACCCUGCUGGGCUCGAUGCGAAUUCCUGGAUAAACCUGGCAAAAGAAGGAAGGUUCUGUAAAAUUCUUUUGAGGAUAAUGGUUAAUUAUUUCAGCAGAGCAAACGUGCUUCCAUCCUUUCUGCUCUUUCUGUGGUAAGGAUACAUUUCAUGCCAGCAGGUUCAAGAUACUAAAAUUGUGUUAUUUUACCGUCUCCAUCACUGUUGACUGGAGGGUGCAAAGACAGGCUGCCGGGCUCGUUCUGUGCGCUUCUCCAAUUCGUUUCAGCUGUCUGUCCCUACAAAACUGAGGCUGGGGCAGCGGAGUCUCCUCAGCGUUUGUAACGCGGUGCCGGGCGCGGCCCCUCGCUCGGGGGAGCAGCGCAGGAGCGUUCAGCGUCCGCCUGCUCCGUGUUGAUCAAGGCUCGCGUGCCGCACUUGGUCUGUUCCCGCCGCUUCCCAGAGAUUCGUCAGAUUCCUCUCAGCCUCCGACACUGCUCUGGCUCUCCUCCCUCCGCAGGGCUGCGCUCGUGUAUUCUGGCUCGGUGCUGCGGGCCCGGCCCGGGCCAUGGCGACACGGGAGGCGCCGCGCGGUUUCCAUGGCGACGCUGACCCCGCGCGGCCGCCGUAGAAGGGGGGGGCGGCGCGCGCGGCCCGGGGAAUGGCGGCGGCCGCGUUCGAGCGGCGCGUGCUGCGGCGGGCGGCCGAGCAUCACUAUCUGCGCGUGCGCCUGGAGCUGCCCGACGGCGGGGCCCGGCCGAACGCCGCGCAGUUCAAGCAGCUGGUGGUGACCGCGCUGAGGGAGCUGCACGGAGAGGCUGGAGCAGCUUUGCCUUUUGAUGUCUUAACAUAUGAGGAAAAAACACUGUCUGCCAUAUUAAGAGUAAUUAGCAGUGGCCUUGUCAAGCUGUGGAGUGCUCUAACCUUGCUGGGCUUCUACCAGAGCAGGAGGUGUGCCUUCCGGGUGCUGCAGACAUCUCCAUUUCUACUUGCGUUAUCCGGCAACAGCAGAGAAUUAGUCUUGGACUGAAUGCAGUUGUUGGUUCAGCUGCACACAGGAGAAGUUCCUGGAAAUGUUGUGGCCCUUCAGGCAUGGAAUUUCUGGAGGG